AUGUCAGCUGCCAGCAACCACGGUGGCCAGAGUUUUUCAAAGGAAGAAACUUCUUCUUUAAAGGAGGAACUAGAUGAGGAAAAUGUGAUUUUAACGCUGGUCCCCGUUACAGAGGAAUGCGAGCAACAAAUGGAACCAGAUGUUUGGUCCCCGGCAGAUGUACGAGGAAGUGCAGGUAUCACACCUAUGAGGGCUAGGAAAAGCGAUGCAGUUCACCUUCCACAGAGACAGGAAGAGUUGAAAAACUGCCCCAGAGCCAAGUGUAAGGCCGCAGCCCCUCCCCUGCCGACCUUUCUGCCCCCAGUGAAUGAGGUGUCUCGAAACACCUUGCGGACCUGGUGCCAGCAUUUUAACUUGAGCACCGAUGGCCAGAAAAUAGAGGUCUACUUGCGGCUCCUGAAGCAUGCGUACCCUCAGCAGGAAUGUAAUGUGCCUGGAACACCAAUGGAGGCCAAAUACAGGAAACACAGGGCGGGCCCCAAGAAGAAAUCCAUGAGACGUGAGGGUGCAAGUCUGAAAGAGGAAGCAACUAAUGUAGUUGAAGUGAUGACUUCGGCUACGGAGUCCAUCUUGGCAUCUUGGGCAAGAAUAGCAUCGAGAGUGGGUGAGCCCAAGGCUGUGGCUUCCUGCUCCACACCCAAGUCCACGGAGGCCUUCUUGCCCCAAGCCCCUGGUGUCAGGUGGUGCGUGGUCCACGGUCAGCUUCGCUCUGCAGAUGUGAAGGGCUGGGUUCGCCUGCAGUUCCGCUCAGGCCACACUUGGGUCCCCAAUAGUCCCAAGAAAAUGAUCGCCCUCUUUCUGUUACCAGCCUGCAUCUUCCCAUCCCCCGGCACAGAAGAUAACAUGUUAUGCCCAGAAUGUGUUCAAAGGAAUAAAAAGAUGAUGAAGAAAUUAAUUAUGGGAAAGAGAAAGAGACAUCUUGUAGGAGACCAGAGUACAUCACCCCAACACAUGCCCCCUUAAUCAAUGUUAAAGGGUCAUUUUGAUCUGAAACUGAUUGAGAAGAACCAGGCAAGAAAAGCUUUCUGCCUUUCCACUCUUGUCUACAGAACAGGACAUAAAUAUACUCGCGUCUCCUCCUGUCUCUACCAGGGCAAGUGGUAGAGAACCGUGGAUAGUGACAUGCAUAUGAAUGACUGUCCUAAGAUGGGAUCCUAACCAUCUUUAGCAUCCCUUGGUAUCAGGAGUCAGACUUAUUAAGUACUUACUUAUAUAGAAGCAAUUGGCUCUGGUUUUGUUGUAAUUAAUAUAUACAUAAUAUUUUUUUCUUUUGCUUUCUCUUUUGAGACAGGGUCUUACAUAGUGCUAACAGUCAUGAACUCACUAUGUAGCUGAGGCUGACCUCAAACUAGCAGUGAUCCUCCUGCCUCUGUAGUGCUGGGUUCUAGGUAUAUGCUACCAUGCCUAGGUGUGGCUCAUAAGUAAUUAGAUUUACUUUUCUGCUCUAAAAGCAGAAAAGCUUAGAAGCAAAGCAUGUGCUUCACAUCAGGUUUCAUUCUGAAUGUGUUAUUUACAGUAUUAGAGAUUAAGCUCAGGACCCUUUCUAAAACUAUUAUUGCCACUUGGGGUGGUGUGCACAGGCCUAUAAUCCCAGCCCUCAGGAGGCUGAACUAGUCGGGGUCCUCAGCCCCAGAGGACCCCGACUAGUUCAAGGCUACAUGGUAAACUCAAGACCAGCCUGAAUUACACUGUGAGACUCUGUCUCAAAAAACAUAUCUAUAUAAAAUAAGUAGACAGCAUCUCAUGGAGUAGCCCAGAGUGCCUUAAACCUGUGAUCCUGCUCCCAAGUAGCUGGGACUGUUGCCGUGCAUCCUUGUGUCCAGCCAGUCUGUGAGGUUUGACAAUAUUUGACAACAUGCAGCUAACACAGUAUCAUACAGAAUUGUUUCAUUGCCCUAAAACUCAUCUAGUUUCCUUCCUCAGGGAAGCACAGCUCCUACCAUCUCCAUGGUUUUGUUUCUCUAUAGUGCUGAAUACUUAAAAUUGGACAACAUGUAGUUUUCGACAGUUUUUACCCAGCAAUGUGCAAUUAAUUUCACUUCUGUUGUGAGGACAGGAUCUUGCUACUUAGCCCAGCACAUCCUUGAAUUUCUGAGCCUUUAGCCUCCACCUCCUGAGUGCUGGGAUUGUGAGUGUGCAUCUCCUGCACUUAGCAAGUUUUUUUUGGUCGUAAAGCAAUUUAAAAAUAAUUGCUGAGUAGUAUUCCAUGACCAAGAUGUUCCAGUUUAUGCAUUCAUUUACCUACUAAAGGACAUUUAGGGUGCUUUUGAGGCAUUAUGAAUAAAACUAGGUUGAGAAGCUGACACAGGAGGAUCAUCACAAGUUUGAGGCCAGCUGGGGCUAACUAGUUCAAGGCUAGUUUGGAAACAGCAAAAUCCUGUCUCAAAAACAAGUAAGUAGUGCUUUAAAGAUAUGUGUGCCUGUUUUGGGGGGGAGAGGGGUAUAUAAACUUGAAUAAAUACCAAGAAUUACAGGUUGCUGAUUAAAGGGUGGGAGUACAUUUAUCUUUGUUAGAAGUUGUCAGAUUGCUUUGCACAAUGACUCCAGGGGCCGGGGAUGUGGCUCAGCUGCAGAGCACUUGACUACCAGUGUAAAACCCCAGGUUUGAUCCCAGCCACCACAAAAACCAAAAUGAGUGAUUUUUGCUUCACAUAUUCAUCUGCACAUCGUAGAACACGUGCAGCCAUAUUUCAUUGUUUUAGUUUCCAGUUGUCGAAUGACAUAAUAGCAGGGGAGGAGGAAGUCUUAACAAGUUUUCCCAUAAACUGGCAGUUAAAACUAGAAGCUUUCUUUAGAACUUUUGGCAAGAACAGGCCACACACAGAUGGAGCACUCCACACUA
This is a messenger RNA of Cavia porcellus (domestic guinea pig), 2842 nucleotides long. It is a transcript of the gene Dppa2, whose product is annotated as developmental pluripotency associated 2. Gene Ontology annotation, cellular component: nucleus. Gene Ontology annotation, biological process: system development. NCBI's taxonomy places the organism in Eukaryota, Metazoa, Chordata, Mammalia, Rodentia, Caviidae. The record is from RefSeq and is a predicted model, not a curated record. Gene Ontology annotation, molecular function: chromatin binding. Bases 1 to 963 code for a protein of 320 amino acids. The transcript is spliced from 7 exons.